GUGCCCAAAAAAUCUCAAUCUCUCUCAGUUUCUCUUUAAUCCUUUUUUUUUUUUUCAGCGUUUUAUAAGAAUCCUUCAAGAUCUCUCAUUCAUCAUUUGCUGUUUGAGAAUCUUCUGGGAUCAUUCUCUCUAAAGAUCAUUCUUCGUUUUAGGGAUUUUUCUGAAAGUUUCGUUUUUUUUUCUUCUUCUUUCCUCUCUUCUCCGAUCCGCCGCCGUGGGUUUUUGGUGGUUACGAUGACGAUCAAAGAUGAGUCGGAGAGUUGCGGUAGCAGAGCCGUCGUUGCUUCGGCGUCUCAAGAAAACCCUAGACAUUACCGGAUGAAACUCGAUGUCUACAGUGAGGUUUUACAGCGACUUCAAGAAUCUAAUUACGAAGAAGCAACUCUUCCUGAUUUCGAGGAUCAGCUCUGGCUCCAUUUCAAUCGUCUUCCUGCUCGAUAUGCUCUUGAUGUUAAAGUUGAGAGAGCGGAAGAUGUUCUCACACAUCAGAGAUUGCUAAAAUUGGCGGAAGAUCCUGCAACUAGGCCUGUGUUUGAAGUUCGUAGUGUACAGGUUCCUCCAAGAACUUCUCCUGACUCUGACUCUGCUGUGGAGGAAGAUGCCCAAAGCUCUCGCCAACCAAGUGGGCAAGGGGCUCUUGCUCCUCCGACUUUUGGUUCUUCUCCAAAUUUUGAAGCUAUUACUCAGGGAAAUAAAAUUGUUGAAGAUGUCGAUAGUGCUGUAAAUGUAACAUUGUCUACUCGACCGAUGCACGAGAUUACAUUUUCAACCAUUGAUAAGCCCAAACUCCUUAGCCAGCUAACUUCCCUACUUGGUGAGCUUGGACUGAAUAUACAAGAAGCUCAUGCUUUUUCCACUGUGGAUGGUUCUUUGAGCAUGACAAAUCAAGCAAUGAGCUUAUACCCGCCUGCAUUGAAAUACCCACGGAUGGAACUGAUGAGUGGGAAAUUGACGUGACACAGCUCAAAAUUGAAAAGAAAGUGGCAUCUGGUUCAUAUGGGGAUCUGCAUAGAGGCAUAUAUUGCAGUCAGGAAGUAGCUAUCAAAUUUCUCAAGCCUGAGCGUGUAAACACUGAGAUGCUUAGAGAAUUUUCUCAAGAAGUUUUUAUAAUGAGGAAAGUUAGACACAAAAACGUCGUUCAAUUUUUGGGUGCAUGCACAAGAUCUCCAACUCUCUGUAUAGUUACUGAGUUUAUGGCUCGAGGGAGCAUAUAUGAUUUUCUUCACAAACAGAAAUGCGCAUUUAAACUUCAGACUUUGCUUAAAGUUGCACUUGAUGUGGCAAAAGGAAUGAGCUAUUUGCAUCAAAACAACAUUAUUCACAGGGACCUUAAGACUGCGAAUCUUCUUAUGGAUGAACAUGGACUUGUCAAGGUUGCUGAUUUCGGAGUUGCCAGAGUGCAGAUUGAAUCAGGGGUCAUGACAGCUGAAACAGGGACUUACCGGUGGAUGGCUCCAGAGGUCAUUGAGCACAAACCUUACAACCAUAAGGCAGAUGUGUUCAGCUAUGCGAUAGUGCUAUGGGAACUUUUGACUGGUGACAUCCCGUAUGCUUUCUUGACUCCGCUACAAGCAGCUGUUGGCGUUGUCCAAAAGGGGCUUCGACCAAAAAUUCCAAAGAAAACACACCCAAAAGUGAAGGGACUUCUAGAGAGAUGCUGGCACCAAGACCCAGAGCAGAGACCACUCUUCGAGGAAAUCAUAGAAAUGCUGCAACAGAUAGUGAAUGAGGUAAACGCCGUAGUGUGAUCCCAGAGUAAAAAAACCUACCCUUACAAGGAGAGAUUCUCAGAGCAGGAUGUGUGGAUGUGGUGGAAACAAAGCAGGUUGGAGAUGAAGACCCUAGCAAGGACAACCAGUGCAUGUCUUUCCUGACUACUCCCUUUAGAAAGCCCCGUUACUAGUUCUGAUACAAAAAAAUCAGUGUCACGAUUGAAGGCACUAUUUUGUUGGCCUUUGUACAGUUUUUUAUUUUUUUUUCAUUGGGGAGGAUCUAGUUUUUGACCUUAGAGAGUGUUUUCUUAUCCUUUUUUAGUUGCCCCCUCAUUCCUUUCAACAUAGAAGAAUCUUAGAAACCCUUUUGGUCGCUUCUUUUUCCUUUUUCUUUUCAUAAAGAAAGCAAGUUCAAUAGAGUUGCGUAUUCUUUUGACUAUAUAAAAUCAUGUUCUCAUUA
Molecule: messenger RNA, 2172 nt
Organism: Camelina sativa (false flax)
Lineage: Eukaryota; Viridiplantae; Streptophyta; Magnoliopsida; Brassicales; Brassicaceae
Source: RefSeq, a predicted model, not a curated record